CAGACAGCUCCGCAUCGUCGCCUCACAGAACCACCACAUCACCGCAGUUUCGAGAGCCCUUCCAAGACAUCAUUCAUCAGCCACAUUAUUGCGCCCGCUGAAGAAUGUCUGGACCUGAAGAGACAUGGAAGCGCCUUCAGCGCUCAUUGCAGAAUGCUCAGCGCAACGGUGGUUUCCCUCCACCAAAAGGUGCCGGCGCCGGUCUUGUUGGUCUUGUCGUCCUUGGUGGUGUUCUGAUGGUUGGUAACAAUGCACUGUUCAAUGUUGAUGGAGGUCAUCGUGCGAUAAAAUACACGAGGUUAGGUGGUGUCGGCAAGGAAAUCUACAACGAAGGAACGCAUAUUCGGAUACCGUGGUUCGAGACACCAAUCACCUACGACGUCCGCGCCAAACCUCGGAAUGUCGCCUCCCUCACCGGUACGAAAGACCUCCAGAUGGUGAAUAUCACCUGCCGUGUCCUCUCGAGACCACGCGUAGACGCUCUUCCACAGAUUUACCGCACCCUUGGGACUGACUAUGACGAACGAGUGCUCCCAUCGAUCGUCAACGAAGUCCUCAAGAGUGUAGUCGCUCAGUUCAACGCUUCACAACUUAUCACACAACGUGAAAAUGUGUCACGCAUGGUCAGAGAUAAUCUCGUCCGCAGAGCGGCCCGAUUUAACAUCAUGCUCGAUGAUGUAUCUCUUACCCACCUGGCCUUCUCACCAGAAUUCACCGCUGCCGUAGAGGCGAAGCAGGUUGCGCAACAGGAAGCUCAACGUGCCGCAUUCGUUGUGGACAAAGCUAGGCAAGAGAAGUCGGCAAUGGUCGUGAGAGCCCAGGGUGAAGCACGUAGUGCUGAGCUUAUCGGUGACGCUAUCAAGAAGUCUCGAUCGUACGUUGAUCUAAGAGAAUUCGAAAAUGCUAGGAACAUCGCGCAAAUUCUACAGAACGGAGCCAACAAGGUCUAUUUAGACUCGCAGGGACUUGGCUUGAACAUCAACCAAACUGCUAGCGACAAAGCCGCGAGGGCCAAAUGAGCGUUCCGAAAAAGUCAAUCGGUCUUUAGUAAUAUUCGCCUGUGACCAGAAUGUCGUACAUAGGCAAAGUCUCUGUAUUCUAAAAAGGGGGCAAUAUGUGGUAGCAAAGCAUUGUAAGCGGACCUCGCAAUCAUUCCACUCUGUAAUUAGUAUGGCGAAAAUGAAAUGCCUUUGAAAGCUUCCGAGCAAUCUCUGGAAAUAAUUUGACACUUAGCUCAAAUGUCUAAAUUCCAC
Pseudovirgaria hyperparasitica is the source of this 1253-nucleotide messenger RNA. RefSeq lists its product as uncharacterized. Gene Ontology annotation, cellular component: membrane; mitochondrion. The coding region runs from base 105 to 1019 and encodes 304 amino acids. The record is from RefSeq and is a predicted model, not a curated record. Lineage: Eukaryota; Fungi; Ascomycota; Dothideomycetes; Acrospermales; Acrospermaceae. The transcript has 3 exons. Gene Ontology annotation, biological process: mitochondrion organization.